AUGGUGGACAGACGCCUGCUGCACUGCCUUUUUGCCCUACUUUGCUUCUUAACCCUUUCGCGCAUCUCCUUCUGUAAAGCAGCGGCUGGAGGUUUUUGCUCGUUUAACAAUGACUUCAUUCGAGAAAGACACAAUGAUUUGCGGCUGAAGCAUAACGCGGAUCCGUUGCGCUGGAGCACACAGCUGGAAAAGGCGGCAAGCGUUGAAGCCAAACUGAUAAAGGAGAUCUCCAAUUGCACUGUCAUGGUGAACCAAAUAAACACAAAUUAUUUUACCAUUUCGCCCAACAGCAAAGUCGAAUCAGCCGUCGAUACAUGGUAUGAAGGCAUUAACAACUAUGACUUUGAGUUAGGGCCCAUCCGCCGGGGGGACGACACCGUUUUCGAAUUCACCAGGGUUAUAUGGAAGAGCGCCGAGCUCAUCGGGUGCUCCAGCGCCUGCUGCGGUAACAGGGGGGUUUUAAUUUGUAAAUAUGACAGCAACACGAAUCAGCCAGGUACGCACAUUAAGCAGUUCACCGUUGAGAGGCGUUUUCUGGAAAAUUAUUUCACACUAUAA
Molecule: messenger RNA, 558 nt
Organism: Plasmodium vivax (malaria parasite P. vivax)
Lineage: Eukaryota; Apicomplexa; Aconoidasida; Haemosporida; Plasmodiidae
Exons: 6
Coding region: 1-558 (185 amino acids)
Source: RefSeq, a predicted model, not a curated record